UCUUGUACUGUAACUUGAAGCCAUUGGUUCGAGUCCUACCCUCCAGAGCAGGAGAAAACAAGCUUGCUCCAUCUUCCGUCCAUUAGCGGUCUUGCAUCUUCCCGAGGCAUCGAUUCCGCUGCGUCCGAGAGUCCCCUCCGCUCGGUGGCGCUGCCAUGAAGAAAGGCUUCGGCCAGAAGAGCCACACGUUCCUGCCCAAGAUAUUUAGGAAAAUGUCUUCCCAGCCCAAGGAACGCCCCGAAAGCUUGCAGUUCCCUUUCCUGGCCGACAACGACACCAUUGCCACCAUCCGGGAGUCGAAGACGUUGUUCAUUCUGCGGGGCCUGCCUGGCAGUGGGAAGUCCACUUUGGCGCAGGCCAUCCACGACAAGUACAAAGAUGCUUGCAAGGUCAUCUCCGCUGACAGCUACAAAAUCCAGCCUGCUGUCAGGAGCGCCAUUCCCGAUGACUAUGGCAAGGUCGAUGAGGACCUAGGUGACUACUGCAAGCGUGACAUCAGCGUGCUGGUGGUAGACGACACCCACCAUGAGAGGGAGUGCCUGGAUCAGAUCUUCGACAUUGCCGACACAUUCCGCUACCAGGUCAUCAUCGUGGAGCCCAAGACGACGUGGAAAAUGGAUUGCUUACAGCUGAAGGAUAAGAACCAGUGGAAACUCUCGGCGGACGAGCUCAAGAAGCUGAAGCCCAGUUUGGAAAAGGAUUUCCUUCCCUUGUAUUAUGGGUGGUUUUUGAGCAAAAGGAGCUCGGAGAACUUGCGGAAGACCGGGCAGGCGUUUUUGGACGAGCUUGCCAGUAUCAAAGUCUUCAGAAAGGAGGCUAAGCACUGUGGGUCCCCCAAAAACCUGUUUGUUUUUUGUGUCAGAUUUGCAUUCUACUAACUAACCCAUGAGAUCUGGUUUUCUAUUAGUUGACCAUAAGAUAAACAACUUCUACCUAGUUCCCAUGUUGUUUCCUUUGAUGUUAAUUGCUGGUAUCCUAUACUUGUUCAGCAAACACUCUCUUUUUUAAGAUAUCCAGUUUCCAGUUCUCCUGCUGAAAAGAGAGCCAGUGUGGUGUAGUGGUUAAGAGUGGCAGACUCCUAAUCUGGGGAGCCGGGUUCGCGUCUCCACUCCUCCACAUGCAGCUGCUGGGUGACCUUGGGCUAGUCACACUUCUCUGAAGUCUCUCAGCCCCACCCACCUCACAGGGUGUCUGUUGUGGGGGAGGAAGGGAAAGGAGAAUGUUAGCCGCUUUGAGACUCCUUCGGGUAGUGAUAAAAGGCCUUUGUUCCAGCUCAAUGGAUCACGGGGAGAAGAGGUGAGGUAUUAAAAUCUGAACCUGCUACCAAUUUCUUGCUAGCUCUUACUCCAGAAUAAUUGCCACAGGCAGCGUUAAGAAGCUAUUUAAAAAAGCAAUGCCAGCAUCCCCCCCCCCCAAAAAAAACGUUGGCAGUUCUUUAGGUGUUCUUUCCAAAACACCCCCCACAGCCAAGGCUACUUGGCAAACCUCACCCUAGCCAACCAGACACUGCCCUAGCUGCUGCAACAAGAGGAGUUAAGCAUGCUGGGUUGGGACAGGGGUUCAGCCCCCCUCUGCGCUGUGACACCCAUGCAUGCCCUCAGGCCAAGGCUGCCAAGGGAGGGCAGAAAUGCAAACUGAAUGCAAACACCUGAAGCGAGGGUAUGAGGUGAGGGCUUCUCUUGCCUGCUAUGGCUAUUUCUCACCAAGCCUACCCAAGAGAAUUUCUCUCACCACCACCGGAUGUGAGGGACAGAAGCUAUAGACAGCCCCCUCCCAUCUUAAACACGAGCUCUUCGCCCAGCGCAAG
Zootoca vivipara (common lizard) is the source of this 1807-nucleotide messenger RNA. Lineage: Eukaryota; Metazoa; Chordata; Lepidosauria; Squamata; Lacertidae. The record is from RefSeq and is a predicted model, not a curated record.